AUGCGAGGACGCCGGUUGUACCACCUGGCUCUGCGCAUCUGGAUAGGCCAGUGCCUGCUCCUGGGCUUCACCAGCUAUUUUUACAGCUGGAAACGAAAGUGCCUGGUGCACUCGCGAUGGCUGAAAUGCUACCAAUGGUUUCUGAUGGCCGUCACUUUGGUGUUGUACUACUCGUACUGGCAGUACGCCAUGGUGUACUUUGAAAAGGGAACUUUUCGACGUCAGGACUUCAUAAUGCAGGUCAGCCAGGGCAGUGUGAUUCUCAACCUCUGCACCCUCAUAACCCAGUGCGUACUGACGGUCUUUUACGAGCGGCAGGUGUGCGAGGUCUACAACGAACUGGCCGGGAUAUUGAGGAACGAUCUGAAGCAGAAGGAGCCCACUUCAUCCUUCUACUAUAUCGUUUUCUUUGCCAAAUUCCACAACUAUCUGCACAACUUUAACUUUGCCCUCAGUUUCCUGAUGAUUCUCGGGAUGCGAACCAUUCGAUGGGCUGACAUUUUGGCGAAUUGCUAUUUCGUCUACAAUUGCCUGUCCCGGGAUUCGGUGAUCUUCUGCUAUGUCCUGCUGCUGCUGGACUUUGGCGAGGCUAUGCGUCUGAACUGCCAACAGGAACAGGACUCAUAUGGCGGAGUGACGAGGCAGCUGCAACGACAGGAGCGACUGAAGGCAAUGCUGCGACAAGUACACAGGAUUUUUGGAUGGCAUGUAGCUGUCACCAUGGUGUUUCGCCUGUACUUCAACAUGGCCGUCAUAUACAUGGGCUACUCCUUUAUGGGCAACCAACCUCCGGAGGCAAUGCGCCAAGGACUGUCCCACAUCAAGGUCCUGUUCACUGCCAUAGCCUUUGUGGUGAUGCUCUCGGAUGGUUUGAUUCUCCAGAUUAUCUGCGAGUACUUACUGAAGCAGGGAAACAAACUAUGUUCCAGUCCCAAAAUUAUGGAGCAGGAUAGGCAGGACUUUGUGGCAGCACAGCGGCAGUGGGAAAUGUCUAUUCUGCGACGUGCCAUUCUCCGGGUUAAACCCGAAAACCAGGUCCUUGGAAUGUUCCGGAUGGACAUGCAAUGCGCCUUCGCAUUAAUCAGCAGCAGUCUAUCCUAUGGCAUUAUAAUUAUCCAACUCGGCUACCUUCCCAGCGUCCAUAUACAUAAUUAAGAGGGUGUGAGACCGUAAUCUUGGAGUUCAAUUACGAAAAUGAAUAGAUUAUCUCAAGCUACCUGUCACGCGUAUUGGAA
Drosophila bipectinata is the source of this 1235-nucleotide messenger RNA. It is a transcript of the gene Gr10b, whose product is annotated as Gustatory receptor 10b. NCBI's taxonomy places the organism in Eukaryota, Metazoa, Arthropoda, Insecta, Diptera, Drosophilidae. Gene Ontology annotation, biological process: sensory perception of taste; male courtship behavior; chemosensory behavior. Gene Ontology annotation, cellular component: dendrite; axon; membrane. The record is from RefSeq and is a predicted model, not a curated record.